This is a messenger RNA of Melospiza georgiana, 2816 nucleotides long. RefSeq names its product ectonucleoside triphosphate diphosphohydrolase 4 (gene ENTPD4). Gene Ontology annotation, cellular component: membrane. NCBI's taxonomy places the organism in Eukaryota, Metazoa, Chordata, Aves, Passeriformes, Passerellidae. Gene Ontology annotation, biological process: nucleoside diphosphate catabolic process. Gene Ontology annotation, molecular function: nucleoside diphosphate phosphatase activity. The record is from RefSeq and is a predicted model, not a curated record.
AUGGGCAGGAUCAGCAUCUCGUGCCCUCCCGCCUCGUGGCACUUCAGCCUCUCCCCCGUGGGCUGUCCCCGCGUCCUGAACGCGUCCCUGCGGCAGCUGCUGCUCCUGGGGGCGGCCGCGGCCGCGGCGGCGCUGCUGCUCUGCUCCCUGCUGGUGGUGCGGGGGAAGCACCGCGACGGGAAAUUCCACAGGUACCUGGCCAGGGUGAGGGACACGGAGGCCACGGACACCGGGAACCCCAACCUGAGCUACGGCAUCGUGGUGGAUUGUGGCAGCAGCGGCUCCAGGGUGUUCGUGUACUGCUGGCCCCGGCACAACGGCAACCCCAAGGACCUGCUGGACAUCCAGCAGAUGAGGGACAGCUCCAGGAAACCCGUGGUGAUGAAAAUCAAACCAGGAAUUUCGGAGUUUGCCGGCUCUCCCGACAAGGUCAGUGAUUACAUCUCGCCCCUGCUGAGCUUCGCUGCCGAGCACGUGCCCCGCUCCAAGCACAAGGAGACUCCUCUGUACAUCCUGUGCACUGCUGGCAUGAGGAUCCUGCCCGAGAGCCAGCAGAAAGCCAUCCUGGAGGAUCUGCUCACAGACAUCCCCGUGCACUUUGAUUUCCUCUUCUCUGACUCCCACGCUGAGGUGAUUUCUGGCAAGCAGGAAGGAGUCUAUGCAUGGAUUGGGAUCAACUUUGUCCUGGGGAGAUUCGAGCACACGGACGAUGAGGAUGAAGCUGUGGUGGAGGUCCCUGGCAGCGAGCACCACGAUCCCAUUUUCCGCAAGAGAACCGUGGGGAUCCUGGACAUGGGCGGGGUCUCCACACAGAUCGCCUACGAGGUGCCCCAAAGUGAGGAGGUGGCCAAGAGCCUGCUGGCCGAGGUGAACCUGGGCUGCGACGCGCACCAGACGGAGCACGUGUACCGCGUGUACGUGGCCACCUUCCUGGGCUUCGGCGGCAACGCCGCGCGCCGGCGCUACGAGGAGAGCCUGUUCUCCAGCAGCCUGCUCAGGAACAGGCAGGCCGGGCUGAGCCCUCAGGCCCCCAUCCCAGACCCGUGCCUGCCGCGGGACGCGCAGGACGAGCUGCGGCACCGGGGGCUGCGGCUGCAGCUGCGCGGCACCGGCGACUUCCAGCUGUGCCGGGAGCGGCUGCGGCCGCUGCUGAACCGAACCAACGGCACCGGGAGCUCCCUGAACGGCGUCUCGCAGCCCCCCCUGCACCUGCAGAGCAGCGAGUUCUACGGCUUCUCCGAGUUCUACUACUGCACCGAGGACGUGCUGCGCAUGGGCGGCGACUACAGCGCGGCCCGGUUCACCAAGGCUGCACAGGAUUAUUGUGCCACCCGCUGGUCGGUGCUGCGGGAACGCUUCGAGCGCGGCCUCUACGCGCCCCACGCGGAUCUGCACCGGCUCAAGUUCCAGUGCUUUAAGUCUGCCUGGAUGUUCGAGGUUUUCCACCGGGGCUUUUCCUUCCCGGAGAGCUACGGCAGCCUGAAGACGGCGCUGCAGGUCUACGACAAGGAGGUGCAGUGGACGCUGGGGGCCAUCCUCUACCGCACCCGCUUCCUGCCCCUCAGGGACAUCCAGCAGGAGAAUUUCCGUGGCAUCCACUCCCACUGGAGGAGCUUCUCCUUCGUCUACAACCACUACCUGUUCCUGGCCUGCUUCCUGGUGGUGCUGCUCUCCAUCCUGCUCUACCUGCUCCGCCUGCGCCGCAUCCACCGCCGGCUGCUCCCGCCCGGCGCCGCCUCCCCGCCCCUGUGGCUGCCCGAGGGGCUCCCCCCACAGAAAAUCCCAGCCUAGGGCUCCAGGUGCAGCCUUCACCCACACACACUCGCUGAAAAAAAAGCCAUUUUUGCCUCAGGGUUCCUCCUUUUUUUUGCCCCCUUUUUGGAGAAGCGGGAGUUGGGAAUUCCGGGCAGGCUUGGGAGUUCCAGGGGAGUGGGGCGAUGAGGGAAAAAUGCCAAAAAAAAAAGAGUUUGUUGGGAAUGUUGCACUUGAGGAUGUGCAGAGUUGAGUUCCCACCUUUGGGAGAGGUUGAAAUCCCAGAAUGAGUUUGGAUUUUCUCAAUUGGAAAUGGGAAAAUGGGAUUGGAAUGAGCUUGGGUUUUCCUUGCUGGAUUCCAGCAUUGCCAUCCCUGCUCUCACUUGGGAGUCUCAACAAGAAGAAGUUCCAAAAGCAGGGAAAAAAUAAACAAAAAACCCCUUUUAGGAUAUUUUGUGUGAUUUUUCCCUUCUGGAAUCACUCCUGGGAUGGAGUGAGUUCCCAUGUUUGGGAGAGGCUGAAAUCCCUUAACUGAGAUUGGAUUUUCCCAAUUGGAAAUGGGAAAAUGGGAUUGGAAUGAGCUUGGGUUUUCCUUGCUGGAUUCCAUCCCUGCUCUCACUUUGGAGUUUCAGACAACAAAAAGUUCCAAAAGCAGGAGAAAAAAUAAACAAAAAAACCCCGUUUUAGGAUAUUUUAUGUGAUUUUCCCUUUCUGGAAUCACUCCUGGGAUGGAGAAGGAAAAUCCCUCACAUCCACUGCUGUGCUUCCAUAAAAAACUGCUUCCAUCACUUCUGCUCCCUCCUUUUUUUCCUUGGAAAAGGGAGAAGGAUUUCCUCCUUUUUCACCCUCCCAAUGGCACCAGUCGCUGCUUUUAAUCCCAAAUUUCUGUUCCAUAAUGGUGGAGAGACCUCCCAGAAACUCCAGGAAUGUGAAGAGAACUGGAAAAGCAGAGGAGAACGUGCACAGGGUCUUUCCAGGUCCUCUGGUAAUUUAUAUUUUAUUUAAAACUGUUGAUUUUACUUGAAAGUCAGUUUGUCCAUGAUUAAAAGUGGGAUUUCUAUGAA